CGUUGAAUUCGGUCUUGCACCUCUCGUCCACUUCAUGAAGUCAAACAAAGUCCCGUUUGUGUUUUUAUUUUAAAGUUUGGGGGGCCUUUUUUACUUCUUCCGGUUGGAUAAACUUGUGUAAAGGGCAAAAAAAGUCUGGAUGGCCGGUUAAAAUCUUUUCUUUUUUUUUAAAUUGUCGACAUGGGCCCAUGGUAGACGGUGAAAUGUCUCUGACUCUCCUCGACGGGCUUAUCAACAAACUGCAGUCAUGAGAAAAGGAAUGGAAGUUUCGGUGAUUUGGAGUAUGGACUGUAGCGAUUUUGGUGAUCCAGAAUGUCCAGGACCACCACCGCCAGUUUUCCAUCUUCCACCGCCACCUCGUCCCCCAUUUCUCCACGAUCUUCCGGACUGCUCGCUCGAUCUGGAAACUUGUAAUGCUAUGCCUGUUAUAGAUGCAGAGUAUCAUAGUUCACCUGCUCUACCAUCUGUUGCUGUGAUAGUUGUAUCGACACUUUUUGGUUUAGUGAUGGUCUUAAUUGCUACAGCUUUUCUUUGCAAGCACAAGAAGAAGAUGCAAAACUUCUUACCUUGCAAGUCUUCGCCUCAGAAUCAUUGUGACAUUUCUCAUGGAAACGGAGUAAUAUAUGAAGACCUUACCAAUAUUCGUCCACGACCUCUACCUCAACCAUCGAUCGAGAUGUUAGAUGUGAAGGGGCGAUCUGAAGUUGGCUUCGCCCCUCCAAGUUAUCCUGUGAUUUCUCAUUCUCCUGUAUUUAUUUGCCCUCCACCACCAAGAACUUUGCCACAUCAUCAAUAUUGCUCACAAGAUCUUUACAAUCCUGUGUAUGAAGAACUAUCUAAUGGUUCUGGUGGCCGAGGAGAAUCAGAAGGUGAUAGUGAGUGUGGCAGACAAGGGAUUGGUAGUGAAGAUGAAUUUGCUGAAGAUGAGCUUAGUCUUGCCGGUGUGCCGAUGCCUAAUCAUCACUCUGGGACAAGUUCCUUACAAGGAUCAACUGGAAACGACCUUUCUAGGGAUAUUGAUAGCUCUGACCCUGAUGAUAGAGUUAGAUUUUUAGGUUCAAGAAAUUUUUCCCUACCCCCCGGAAGUCGCGCUCGAUGUUACGGUGAGAGGAGACCGAGGAGUUUAGAAAGAAGGAGAGCUGGAAGGAACAAGGUGACGGAGUGCGCCGAAUUCCACGAAGGUCUCCUUCUCGACGCGCUCUUACAGCUCUACCCGAAGGGCCCAAUACCGACUUCUCACCAUAAACUGCCGUACAUUCUUCCUGUUCCUCAUCCCCAUUACGACACAGUCCUCCAAUACCACCAUCAACCCAGGCAAACGGAUUUUACGACAUUUCGACCCAGUCACGAUUCCGAUUCAGGCUACAGUCACAACACGUCAGGCGGUCGGGGGUCGACAUCACGAGGAAGGAAGUACAAUCAUAAAGUACACACUAACGAUUUAGUUAUGUCCUAGUAUAUUUCUAAACUUGUAACAAUAUGAUUGUAUUCUAUUCUUAAGUAUUAGGGAUUUUUUUCUAAAAUAAAUGACACUUUUAGAAGGCCUUUUUGCACUUUCUGAAGGCUGUGAUCCAAAAGGACACUUAAUAACAUGUCAUUGUUCUGAUUUUUUAUUUUAUUUAUUUAUUUUUUUUUUUGUGUGUAUACCAAAUGUUAAGAUUAGGAGAAACAGUAUGUAUACUGUCUAUUAUAUGUAUUUACCAAUA
Cimex lectularius (bed bug) is the source of this 1706-nucleotide messenger RNA. RefSeq lists its product as uncharacterized. The record is from RefSeq and is a predicted model, not a curated record. The coding region runs from base 248 to 1456 and encodes 402 amino acids. Lineage: Eukaryota; Metazoa; Arthropoda; Insecta; Hemiptera; Cimicidae. The transcript has 6 exons.